Molecule: messenger RNA, 1443 nt
Organism: Erythranthe guttata (spotted monkey flower)
Lineage: Eukaryota; Viridiplantae; Streptophyta; Magnoliopsida; Lamiales; Phrymaceae
Product: phosphoinositide binding protein
Cellular component (GO): nucleus
Molecular function (GO): ubiquitin protein ligase activity
Source: RefSeq, a predicted model, not a curated record
AACUCCCUCUCUGUAGACAGGGACAAAACCAUGUUCCACCUUUGACAUUAAGACGCUGAAAGCCUAUCCACUUCAAGAAGACACGUGCCCCGAUAUUCCCAAUUAUUUAAUUCACCGCCUGUUACAUUCUCAGUAUACGGUAAAGGGCAAAAAAGAGAAUAACGCCAAUCCCCUAUGCCCUGUUUGGUAAACCCACUAAAACGAAAAUUCAGAAACAAAAUCCCUAAUACCUAAAUUUCGAGUCUCCUUCCCCAGAUCCCCAAAUUCAAUUUCCUCUAUCAAAUUUUGAGGGUUUUUUUCACAUCAAAACACAGAGAAGAAAAAUGCCUCAGAGACACUCGAAGAACAACAACGAUUUAGCAUUCUUCACGUACGAUGAGAAGAGGAAGCUAGGGUACGGGACGCAGAAGGAGAGAUUGGGCAGAGAUUCGAUUAAACCAUUCGACGCUUGUUCUCUCUGCUUGAAGCCUUUCAUUGAGCCCAUGUCUUGUCUUAAGGGCCAUGUUUUCUGCAAAGAAUGCAUUCUCGAAUGCCUUUUGGCUCAAAAGAAAGACAUCCAUAGAAAGCAAGCAGCCCAUUCUGCUCAACAGAAGCAAGAAAAAGAGGAAGAAGAGGAGAAGCUAACGCUACAAAAGGCUAGAGAACUCGACGCAUUCGAUCAACAGAACCACAGUGCAGUACCUCAGUACACUGGUAAGAACUACAACAGAGACAAGAACGGUUUCCAAGGUGCCAACAGUGUAAAAGCCACCUCGUACGAAGAGGAAGCUCUCCGCACCAUGAAGGCGUUUUGGCUGCCCUCUGCAACACCCCAAGCUCCUAAAAAAGUGGACGCUCCAUCGACCGACACCUGUUGUCCUGAAGGGAGCGAAAAACUCAGGCUGAAGACCCUUUUCCCCAUCUCUUUCACAGAGGAUAAAACCGAGCAGAAGCGGGCGUGUUCGCUCGACAAGACCUACAUCUGUCCUAGCUGUAAGGUCACCUUAACCAACACUUUGCCACUUGUCGCGUUGAAUUCUUGCGGGCAUGUUUUCUGUAAGAAGUGCGCGGAUAAUUUCAUGGCGGUGGACAAGGUUUGUCUGGUCUGUGAUAGGCCGUGCAAAGAGAGGAAUCUUAUCAAUUUGGCCAAGGGGGGAACUGGUUUUGCAGGCCAUGGGGAUCAUCUUGAAGCAACGGAGUUUAAGCACCUGGGAAGUGGUUCGGGCCUCGGGCUUGUGAGGCCUGCUAUGAAAACUUGAUCCCUUGAUGCAAUAGGUUCAGUUUAAAACAUUAUUAUUACCCUCUUUCUGACUGGUUAAUGUUGGGUGGUGUGUUUUUUUUCUUUUCUUUUUUAAAUCUGUACUAUAUAUAUGAAAUCAAAUCUUAUCCAGUCUAUAUUUCUUAUCUAAAACAGACAGGGUAUUUUAAGGAUUUAUGUAAUGUGGUUGUCUCUAUCAGUUUGCU